Messenger RNA from Protopolystoma xenopodis, 474 nucleotides. NCBI's taxonomy places the organism in Eukaryota, Metazoa, Platyhelminthes, Monogenea, Polystomatidea, Polystomatidae. The record is from the annotation of a GenBank genome assembly.
AUGACCUGGCUCAGCGGACAGGUGAUUACGACCCAAGAGACCCCGUCGUUGGGGCAUCCCCGUGCAGAAUGUCUUCGGACCACGGAUAAAGUCAUCCUUGAGUGGUUUAUUUAUUGGCGUGAUUUAAUGAGGCCGGAGGAUGUAGCGACUGGACGAAAAGUAAUGCUCGGGGCCCGGGGGCAAGGGGUCGGUGUUCCCGUAGUGGGAGUCCCGUUACCCCACACAUUCGAAGUGUGGAGGCGAUUCAUCGGGGCUGGUAACCUCGACGGCCCACCACUUUGUCUGAUCAUCUCGGAUGAAGUGAAACGAUACAUUGGGGAUGAGCUUAAGUAUGAGCAAAUUGGGGGAAUACUUGGUAGGGCAACGACUGUCCUCUUUAUACGGCUUGGUAGGCUUGGACAGUCGGUACCACGAAUUGGCAAGUCGCAACUAACGGGAAUGGUGAAGCUGGGCAGAAGUCAGUGUCAACUGUGA